This is a messenger RNA of Bombina bombina (fire-bellied toad), 5171 nucleotides long. It is a transcript of the gene FBXL4, whose product is annotated as F-box and leucine rich repeat protein 4. Gene Ontology annotation, cellular component: SCF ubiquitin ligase complex. The coding region runs from base 296 to 2155 and encodes 619 amino acids. Gene Ontology annotation, molecular function: protein binding. NCBI's taxonomy places the organism in Eukaryota, Metazoa, Chordata, Amphibia, Anura, Bombinatoridae. The record is from RefSeq and is a predicted model, not a curated record. The transcript has 8 exons. Gene Ontology annotation, biological process: SCF-dependent proteasomal ubiquitin-dependent protein catabolic process.
GAAAACAGAAUGUGACAGUGAGGACUGGGUCACCCAAGGCUGCAUAUCGGGUGGGCAUUCUGGAGUGGCUAGGCAAUGGUCAGGUGGGAGUGACGAUAUUGAUGACAUUACAUUGUGACAAUAUUAACAGUUGCAGGAACCCCAAGUUGUUGUUGAACCUGGUGGGACUAUGUGACGUCAGAAGAGGAAGAGGCCGGACUGAAAGGUGCAGGAAUGUGUUUUCUAGGACAUAUGCCAAUUACCACAAACCACAGAGGAUACCUCUCCAUUCAACAGCAUAGUCUAUUGGAGCUCCAUGUCAUCUUGGUUUCCCAUGCUAACUGUCCUGAGUAUGUUUUACUAUAUAUGCCUCAGGCGCCGGGCCCGGUUAACUAGUAGGGGGGAAAUGCUCAACAGCCGUAGAGCUAUUGAAUCAAACAGCCGUGCUCUGCCUAUGUCCACUGAAGCUGUGCAGUAUGCCAAAGAAGUGUUGGAUUUCAGCUCCCACUAUGGAAGUGAAAACAGCAUGUCAUACACCAUGUGGAACUUAGCGGGCUCCCCCAAUGUGUAUCCAAGUUCAGGGGAUUUCACUCAGACUGCCGUGUUUAGGGCAUACGGAAACUGGUGGACAAAAUGUCCCAGUACCCCUCUACCAUUUAAAAGGAUAUCACCAAACUUCGUCAGUAAUGAUUACAUAGAGCUUGCCUUUGAGGAGCCUGUCUAUCCCACAGCUAUUCACAUUUUAGAAACAUAUCACCCUGGAUCAGUGGUAAAGAUUCUUGCUUGUUCUGCAAACCCCUAUUCCCAAAGUCCUCCUGCAGAAGUGAGAUGGGAAACUAUUUGGGCUGGAGAACCUACCCAUGUAAACUCGCCCCAGGCUCGCCAGUUUACACCAUGCAUAAAGGAAAUUAGCUUCCCAACAAAUUUGAUUCGUCUUGAAACAAACAGUUCUCUUCUGGAUUAUUACACAGAGUUGGAUGCGGUAGAAUUACAUGGGGUGAAGGAAAGGCCAUUGCUGUCUCUAAAAACCACAGCAAUUGAUAUGAACGAUCUAGAUGAGGAUGAGGAUAAGGACAGCUGUGGAAUAGACUGUCUUUCCAGUCAAUUCAGCAGCACUGGUCUACGGGAAUGGACAAGUAAUGGCUACUUUGACAAAUUGCCUUAUGAGCUGAUUCAAUUAAUUAUAAGCCACCUACCCCUUCCAGACCUAUGUCGGCUAGCACAGACUUGCAAGCUCCUUUAUCAGCAUUGCUGUGAUCCUCUUCAAUACAUUCAUCUAAGUUUACAACCUUACUGGGCCAAUCUGAAUGACACCACUUUGGAGUAUCUGCUGCCACGAUGCACCCUUGUUCAGUGGUUGAAUUUAUCGUGGACUGGAAACAGGGGUUUUAUCUCUACCUCAGGAUUCAGAAGACUCUUAAAAGUGUGUGGUUCUGAACUAUUACGCCUGGAGUUGGCCUGUGGCCACUUCUUAAAUGAAGCAUGUCUGGAAGUCAUUGCUGAGAUGUGCCCAAACCUUCAGGAAUUAAAUCUCUCUUCUUGUGAUAAGCUGCCACCUCAGGCUUUCAGCCAUAUUUCUAAACUCUGUCGAUUAAAACGCCUUGUUCUGUAUCGAACAAAAAUUGAGCAAACGGCUCUACUUAGCAUUCUUAACUUCUGUCCAGAAAUACAGCACCUUAACCUUGGCAGCUGUGUCUUGAUUGAAGAUUAUGAUCUAGUUUCCAGUGUUAUAGGUGCCAAGUGCAGGAAACUACGAUCAUUGGACUUGUGGAGAUGUAAAAACAUUACUGAAAAGGGAAUUGCAGAAUUAGUAUCCGGCUGCCAGCUUCUUGAAGAACUUGACCUUGGUUGGUGUCCUACAUUACAGAGUGGAGCUGGUUGUUUUGUAAAUCUUGCCCGUAAGCUUCCAAACCUACGAAAGCUCUUCCUCACUGCAAAUAGGUCUGUGUGUGACACAGACAUUGAAGAAUUAGCUGCAAACUGUCAACAUCUUCAACAGCUAGAUAUUUUAGGUACAAGAAUGGUGAGUGCAGCAUCUUUGCGCAAGUUAAUGGAAUGUUGUAAAGAACUUUCUUUGUUGGAUGUGUCCUUCUGUUCUCAAAUUGACAGCAGAAUUGUUCAAGAACUUAACUCCAAAUUUCCGAAUGUGUCCAUAAAGAAGAGUUUCACUCAAUAGAAAACAAAUUGCAGCUCUUGACAUUUUUUUUUAUUUUUUUUUUAAAUGAAUCCUUAAACAUUUAUUUUUUUCUUAACGUUUUUUUCUGAUCUUAGUCUUUCCCUUAAAACUGGUGAUGUUCCCUUAUAUUUUUUAAUAGCUCGUUAUACCUAAAACUCUUUUCUGCUUAUGGAAAAACUAUUUCAUCAAGAUAUUUAUUUUGUUGUUUUAACCAAGGAAAAUAUUUAUUUUGUCUGAACCUAAUUUAUUAGGCACAAGAACACCAAAAAAAUGUUUUUUAUUAUUUAGUAGUGGUUUGUUUUUUAAACUAUUGUUUUUUACUUGAAAGUAUGGAAGAUAAAAUAUGCAAGUAAGAUCAUUCUUGCCUUCUUUUUAAAAGCUGAGCAGUGAUAAUACAAUAGCUCUCAAAUGCACUUGUACACGCUUGCAGUAGUUCUGUAGUUAAGUCUUGGAUUUCAAAUAAGUCAUUUUUAAGAAACUAUAGAAAAAACAGCCUUAUACUUUAUAAUGAAGGUGGUGAGUAAGGUUUCUUAAUGAGUACAAAACAAUUAAGUGAAAUGUAAAGAUAAUUUAUGUAAUUAAUUGUUGAUAAAUUACUACUACUGCAAUUUUUUUUGUCUCUUAAAAAUAGCUUUAAUAUAGGCUUACAAACAUAUGCUAGUAUUCUUCAUAAUAUAAACUGUUUAAAACAAGUGAGAGCCUCAGGUCUGACUCCUUCCUUAAUGGUCUACCACUUGAGUAGUCUCUGACUUUACUUUUAUAUUCCUAGAGGAAAGAUUUCAGUCAUAAGCAGAAAGUGAGAUAUUAGAUCAUCUCCAUUGAAAGUGUUAGCAAAUGGUUUAGGACUUUUAAUGCUAGUGUAACCUGUGCAAUAUAAACCUCUUGUCCUAUUAAGAUGGUGAGAUAGAUUGUCUUACCACUCACAGUAAGUGAAAUGUAUAUUAGCCUAUACAAGUGCACAAAAAUGGCUGCUGCAAAUUUGAAUUAGCUUCACUGAGUAUGGUGAGUCCUGGAGGCUUUUGCAUUGACGUUUUUAGUUUUUCUGCUGUGCUUUGCAUUUCUCCUACUUUCUACUUUAUAUAUGAUCAGGUAACUUGUACCAUUAAACUUCCUUCAUACAGCAAGAAGAUUUGAUGACAAAUGUACAAUAUGUUAAGGAUUGGACUAAGUGACUUUCUGUGCCCAACUGCCCACAUAUUCUAAGCUUGCUUUAUAGACUUAUGAGAGGAGCCUGUUUCUCUUUUACACCUCUUCAAUAGUACUCUGUAUGCCCAUGUCAUAUUACAUAAACAAGUGAAGUUUCAAAUUUAACAAAAAUGGGCACCAAAUAAUUAUUAAAUCAACAACCUCCAAAAUCAGUAUCCACACUUUGUGUGUGAUUUUAGCCAUAUGCUAGCCCAUGCUUCUUCAGGAUCCCAGGCUUUCAGAAUUAUUAUUUAGUGAAUGAGUAUUUUUGUGAAAAUAACAAAGCCUCUGAUAGCAUUUCAUAUUUGGAACCCUUCAAGAUAUGAACACAAUAGGCACUUCUGUGUGGGUUAUUUAAAAAAAAUACUUUAUGCAAUGAAAACUUUCACUUGCAGAAUGUUGAAGAAUGAUGGUUAAUUUACAGUAACUAAAGAAUUGGGGCUUAGGAGACAGCAUGCACUAUUCGUAAAGUUUUCACAAACAUCAUUCUUUGCUAUAAAAUUUGUGUUAUUUGAAAGAAUAAAUAUUUUGUCUUAUUUGAUUUAGCCUUGUUAAUAGCAGUGUGAUCACAUAGGCCUAUUUAAAGAGAUAGGAAAGUCAGAAUUAAACUUGCAUGAUUCAGAUAGAGCAUGUAGUUUUAAGACACUUUUAAAUGCACUUCUAUUUUCAAAUGUGCUUCGUUCUCUUUGUAUGCGUUGUUGAAAAAUAAUACGCACAUAUCAUACACUAGUGGGGGUUAGCUGCUGAUUGGUGCCUGCACACAUUUGUCUCUUGUGAUUGGCUAACUAGAUGUGUUCAGCUAGAUAUCAGCAGUGCACUACUGUUCAUGCAGCAAUGGAUAACAAGAGAAUUAAGCAAAUUUAAUGAUAAAAGGGAAUUGGAAAGUUGUUUGAAUUUGUAUGUUCUAUCUUAAUCAUGAAAUAAACUUUUGGGGUUAAUAAUGUAUUUUACAACAGAACAAUUACUCCUUGUUCUCAUUAAAGAGAUAGGAUAGCAACAGUAUUAAAAUGAACUAGUUGUCUGAGGUUUCAUGCAUCAAGACGAGACAUUUUUACUGUGCUUUUUGUAAAAAUAAUAUUUCUAUUGACACACUAAUAAAUUAUGCAGUUCUUUGAUAUAUUUAUUUCAGUGUUUCACAAACUAAUAUUACAGUUUAUUAUAAAUAAUAUGGAAGGAAUAUUUAAUUUUAGCAGACCUUGAUUAAGAGGGCCUCAUAAGAUACAUAGAAUAUUAUGCUAGGUAAAUCUUUUCAGCUACAUUCUUACUGCUGGGAUACUAAUAUAUUGUAUAUAAUUCAGUCAUUCAUAUUAUUCAGCACUUAAAUCCUGGAAUUACAUUGAAGAAAAAAAAAACAAGCAAUCUCCUUGGAGGUUUUUCUGAAGACUUUUCUUCACCAGUGGGUAAUUUACAACAACCUGUUUCAAGGAGACAUAUAUGUUCCUCUGUGAUACAUAAAAAACAUUGCAUUUUUUACCCAUAAGUUUUUUUGUAAACUGCAUAGAUUGCUCAAAUAGUUAUGACUAUAAAGUUAUGAGACUGCAAAAAUGUAUUAAGUGUUUAACAUUGUCAUUAUAUUAGUAAUUAGUUUUUUGUUGUCUUUUUGCAGUCCAUUGACACAAUGUCUCUGAAAAAUUCUCAAAUAUAUUUUCUUUUGUGUUAUGAUUUAGGAGAAGAUAUAAAUUAGUUCCUGCACUUCAAAAAUAAAUAAAUAGCUGUGUAGAUUGUUUUAGGGUCAAGAUUCUGAUCAAGAUUCUGAAGCCUCCAUUAUGCACUCGUUUAUUUUGUUGUUGUAUCUAUUAUUAGAAGAAAAACAGAAAAUAUUGAAAAUACA